Molecule: messenger RNA, 1318 nt
Organism: Aspergillus steynii IBT 23096
Lineage: Eukaryota; Fungi; Ascomycota; Eurotiomycetes; Eurotiales; Aspergillaceae
Exons: 2
Coding region: 71-1051 (326 amino acids)
Source: RefSeq, a predicted model, not a curated record
AUUCUAACCUGCACACUUACCUCUAUUAUUUUCUUCUCCGUUUCUUCUUUUACCCAUCACUUACACCACGAUGCCAUUUCACGAUGACCCACAUCUGAAGGAAGCAGCCAUCGUCCUCAUCCAGGGGCUCAAAACCCUAUGGCAACUUCAGGCCGGCAAAGCCGGCAAGAUAAAAGACCGGCAGGCAUUGAACCGAGUACACAACUUGGCGAACUGUCGUUUCAUCUUUAUAGGAGAUUAUCCUUACUACAACUACGUAGGGACAUACGAGGAUGGCCAUUGUUUGGAGCUUUUGACCACCUAUGACGGUCCAGAGUCUAGUCUCAGACAGGCCCUUAUGAAGCUUGACAGCCGCACUUUUACGCAGGACCCCAAAAACGGAUUUGUCAUUCAGCAUGGUGAGAUGAAGACAAGAGCACGUUUUGUGCCGCACCACUCGGUCAUGCCUCCCGGUAGGAAUGGGGUCAUUGAUCCCCCGGCCGAAGCGAUUCGGAUUUCGGAUGCCAGCGAAGAUACUCUUAAAAAAUUCCCCUGCGUCUUGCAAAAGAGCCUCUUGGCUCUUAAGCUCUACCGUGCGGCUCGGAAAGAGCGCCGUGGGGGUCUAACGGACCUGCGACACGCCAAUGCGCUCGCAGAGCACGUCGGUGGAACCCGUGACUGGGAGGAGUGGGAGAUCAAUGCCAUCACAUAUUCGCUCGACAAGGUAGUCCAUUUUGAGACUUGGAGCAAUUGCCCGUUCCUCCAAACACUUUUGACAAGGAAUGGACUUUUCUUGAAUCCCUCAAAACUGGAAUCCUGCGAGGAGGCAGACGGAAACUUCAUCUCCGCCCGAACUCCUCCCGUUUCCAUUCGCUCUCCGUCCCCGGCUGUUAUGCCCAAGCUUCCUCUGAAGCUUGCCAAUGCCCCGGCAAAAAGUGUGAUUUUUCUAGCGCUGGGAGUUUCUCUCGUUAUAUUGGUUGUUGUUGUUUUGGUUCUGAGGUACACAAGUCGUACUAGGAAUCAAGUCAUGUGGUCGGUGACAUGGACUUGGGGAUGGAGCGUACACCGUUGAUCUUCACGAUUCUACUACCAUAAUUCCCUCUCCUCCUAUUUUCUCUGUCGCUCUCUUUUUGCCUCUCUAUCAUCCGUUCCUUCCUUCCUCUUUUCCUGGUUUCCUUUUCUUCUUCUUUUUCCUUUACUUUCUUUUUACUGUCCCCUCUUUAUUUUUUGCUUCUCUUCUCUUCUCCUCUCCUAAAUCACAAAAAGCUAUAACACAAUCACAUUAAACUGCGGCCCAUUUACAAGUCCAAAACAAUGUACAAAAUCAAUUACCCGUCAG